Molecule: messenger RNA, 1558 nt
Organism: Chaetura pelagica (chimney swift)
Lineage: Eukaryota; Metazoa; Chordata; Aves; Apodiformes; Apodidae
Gene: ALG6
Product: ALG6, alpha-1,3-glucosyltransferase
Exons: 15
Coding region: 35-1558 (507 amino acids)
Biological process (GO): protein N-linked glycosylation
Cellular component (GO): endoplasmic reticulum membrane
Molecular function (GO): dolichyl pyrophosphate Man9GlcNAc2 alpha-1,3-glucosyltransferase activity
Source: RefSeq, a predicted model, not a curated record
UCAGGUACCUUCUGGCUUGUUACAGGGACCGGCUAUGGAGAAGUGGAGCUUAAUGACAAUUACUGUCUUACUGGCACUUACUGUUCGCUGGGCUGUUUCGCUUGGUUCUUACUCAGGUGCAGGAAAGCCACCUAUGUAUGGAGACUAUGAAGCUCAGAGACACUGGCAAGAAGUUACUUACAAUUUACCCAUCAGGCAGUGGUACUUCAAUACAAGUGAUAACAACCUACUGUACUGGGGCCUUGAUUAUCCACCUCUGACUGCCUAUCACAGUUUUCUUUGUGCUUACAUUGCAAAGUUAAUAAAUCCUGAUUGGAUUGCUCUGCACACAUCUCGGGGGUAUGAGAGUCAGCCACAUAAGUUAUUUAUGCGCACAACAGUGUUUGCUGCUGAUUUGCUGGUUUACAUUCCUGCAGUUAUUUUAUAUUGUUUUUCCUUGAAGGAAACCUCUACUAAAAAGAAGGUUUCCAGUGCCCUCUGCAUACUGCUUUACCCAGGCCUCAUUCUUAUUGACCACGGACACUUCCAGUAUCCUUGUUUGAGCCUUGGCUUUGCCUUGUGGGGUGUACUUUUUUUGUCUUAUGACUGGGACCUUUUGGGGUCAGUGGCAUUUUGCUUGGCCUUAAAUUACAAGCAAAUGGAACUCUACCAUUCUCUGCCCUUCUUUUGCUAUUUACUUGGAAAGUGCUUCAAGAAGGGACUGAAAGGAAAGGGGUUGGUUUUGUUAGCUAAGAUAGUAGGGACAGUGGUGGCUUCCUUUGCUGUCUGCUGGCUCCCCUUCUGUACCGACAUGGAGCAAAUCAUGCAAGUACUCAGAAGACUCUUUNNNAUUGACCGAGGCUUGUUUGAGGAUAAAGUAGCCAAUAUUUGGUGCAGUCUAAGUGUUCUUAUAAAGAUAAAGAAUAUAAUAUCACCUCAAACUCAGCUAAAACUCAGUUUUGCUGUAACAUUCCUGAGCCUCCUUCCUACUUGUGUAAAACUAACCAUCCAGCCUUCUCUCCGAGGGUUUAAAUUUGCUUUGGUGAGUUGUGCAUUGUCAUUUUUCCUGUUCUCCUUUCAAGUACAUGAAAAAUCUAUCCUUCUAGUGUCAGUACCAGUCUGCUUGAUCAUAAAUGAAAUCCCUUUUAUGGCUACCUGGUUUUUACUGGUGUCAACUUUCAGUAUGUUGCCCCUCCUGCGGAAGGACAGGCUGCUGCUGCCCUACACUGUGACCAUGCUGGCCUUCCUCUCCGCCUGCCUGGCUUCCUUUUCCAUCUUUGAGAAGACCUCAGCAGAGGACCUACAGCUGAAACCCUUAACCCUUUCCCUGAAGGGAUACGUUUCUUGGUUUAAGUCCUUUCCCAAGAUUGUCAGGAGCUUGUUCCUUUUCUCCAUAACCCUGAUGGCCACCCUGUCUCUAAUGAGUGCUGCAGUGCAUCCUCCACAGAGGUUUCCAGAUUUAUUCCCUGUAGCUGUGUCUGUUCUUUCCUGCUUACACUUUUUAUUAUUUUUGGUGUAUUUUAAUGUUGUUAUACUCUGGGACUCAAAGAAUAGUAGAAGUAUGAAGAAAAUCAGUUAA